Molecule: messenger RNA, 3309 nt
Organism: Mycosarcoma maydis (corn smut)
Lineage: Eukaryota; Fungi; Basidiomycota; Ustilaginomycetes; Ustilaginales
Exons: 1
Coding region: 1-3309 (1102 amino acids)
Biological process (GO): 'de novo' NAD+ biosynthetic process from L-tryptophan
Cellular component (GO): cytoplasm
Molecular function (GO): magnesium ion binding; holo-[acyl-carrier-protein] synthase activity; heme binding
Source: RefSeq, a predicted model, not a curated record
AUGACUGUUGCAUCCGCAUCCAACAACGCCGCCGGCAGUGUCGCCGGGCCCAGCCGUCUCUCGGCCUCACCCAAAAAGACCUUCUACCCUGUCUGGCCACAGUCCCACGAUGAAGCAGAGUACUUUGAAGUGCCUCCGGACCACUUCUUGGCUCAGCAACGGGGUUCCAACAAGACUCGUCCCACCAACUCAUCAGAGCAUCUCUUCGCUCGACGUUUGUCCGCAUCAUCCGUGUCCACCACCUCUUCCACCCUCGGCCAAGCUUCAAUGCCUCUCGCUGGCAUCACCGGCCGGUCUGAUGCCGUUACUGCCGCUCUCUCCACAUCACCUUCGCAAGCUUUGUCCGAGCUAGCCACCGCCGUUCGCUCAGGUAUCUCGGCUCUGCCGUCUUCGCUAGGUCACAUCAAUAACCCUCUAGACCGCCUCGCCGACGCAGUGCCCCGUCCCACUGGCUUCUCCACCGUCGACGAACAUAUUCCCGACACAUCCACGCUAGCUGCCGCUGAUUUUGACGUCGAUGUACGAUCUGGAUUUUUGCCCCCAGAGGCGCCUGUACGUCGCCUUAGCGCCCCGUAUGCCGAGCAUUGGGAGCAUGCACUUGACCUCGCCAAACGCAUUCCUCUCAUGCACGGCGGCGGUGGCACAAAAACUACUCCACAUCAGCGACUCCUAGCUCGUCGUUGGCGUCGCUCGAUUCGUGAAAUGCCCAUCUUGCCUCUUUCCGAUGAGCUUGCAAAUGACAUUCGCUACGCACGUCGAGGCCAUGUCGUCCUCUCCUUCCUCGCCCACUUUUACAUCCACAGUCAGCCGCGCAAAGUCACCGCCGCUCUUGCCGUCGCACCACAGCGCACUUGGCUCAACAUGUUCUCUCGCAAAACGCCCGACGACCUCCAAGACGAGCAGGACCUCGCCGAUGAGCUUGCUGGCAAGUAUAUGCGACGCCUUCCCGCUGCCAUUGCCGUUCCCUGGGUCCAGCUCUCCCAGAAGCUCGACUUGCCUCCCGUGCUCACUUACGCCACCACAGUGCUCUGGAAUUGGGACUAUAUCGACCCUUCACGCGGCCUCGAACCCGACAACCUCAGCAUCGUUGAGACGUUUACUGCGACACCUUCCGAACACCACUUCUUCUUCACCUCGCUCCUCAUCGAAGCAAGAGGCGUCGAGGCGCUCGAACUCAUGCGUGUCAGCUUGGACGAGGCUUUCGUCGCCGAUCGUGUGGCGCGUCGCCGAAUCGCUGGCUACCUCAACAGGCUUGCGGUCGUCAUUAAGAGCUUGACCAAGCUCCUCCACGAUGUUCGCAACGGGUGCGACCCAAAAAUCUUCUACUGGGGUAUCCGACCUUGGUUCGUUGGUAGCGACACGGUUGACAAGGGUGAAGAAGCUGGAUGGCAUUUCGAAGGUGUCGACCCAGAGGGUAUCAAGCGUGUCUUUUCGGGGCCCUCUGCUGGACAGAGCUCCAUGAUCCACGCCAUCGAUGUGUUUUUGGACGUCGAUCACACUCGAAGAAAGCAACGCCUUCACCGCCCUGCUGCCACUACUAACGCUGACGCUAGAGGCGCAGAUGCCACUUUUAUGGAGCGAAUGUCGCUCUACAUGCCCGGUCACCAUCGAGCUUUCCUCUCACACUUGCGCAACAUCUCCUUCGACGAUGCCGACCAGGACCAAGAUGAAGAGCUCCAAGAUCUCGAGCCGCGAGAGGCCAACAGCGAUGCGGACGGCGAGCAGCAGCUCCGAGAGCUUCCACAUCCCAUCCGUAGUCUAGCACUCAAAGCCAAAUCCGAGGAGCACGACGAAGGUCUUCCAGCAGCGUAUGACAACGCGCUUCAGGAGCUCAAAGCUUUACGUGACGAGCAUAUGAAGGUUGCCUAUCUCUACAUUGUUGCUCAGGCGCGCGGUUCGCCACCCGACGCCUAUGCGCCACUUGCCAAGGGCUUUACCGGUGAGCCCAAUGUGGACCGACGCCUGGCUGCUAAAGCCAAGGCGCACGCCGAUGCAGAGGCUGAGGCACGUGCAAUUCUCGACACCAAUUCCAAGGACAACGGAGGAGGAGCAAAGGGAACUGGCGGAACCGACCUGGUGACUUUCCUUCGCGACUGCCGUGUCAACACCAUCGAUGCACUCAUCAUGGCCAAGCAAGCUGCUGUCGCUACAUCAUCGACCUCCACCUCGACUCGUACCCCUGCCAGCACCUCGACCGUCGCCAACACUACGGUCGCUGCCGAUGUGGUUGACUCUGCAUCGUCGGCCGUCAACGCUGCCGCCGAAAGUUCAUCAGGUCAGUCCUCCUCCUCCUUCGCCUCCUCCUUCCUUCCAUCUCAGCGUCUGCACAACGUCUCGACUGGGGAUGUGUCGGACACCAUGGCUGCCCCGCAGAACACGUUGACUGACUCUGUGACACGCCUCUCUCCACCUCGCGAUGACGCUUACGACGUGCAGGUCUGGGCCGUUGAUGUCUCUGGCCACUCGGACCUGCUCACGGAACUCGAACUGCGCAACCUGACAGCAGACCUGCUUCCUGGAAAAGCCAACGCAGCGGAUCGAGAGAAAGUGCUCAAGUACUACCGUCAAGCGGACCGGGUGCGCUCGCUCGUCGCGCGUCUGCUUCCACGCUUACUGCUAGCGACGCACUUCGAUGUACCCUAUGACGAGGUCCGCUUCAGUGUGACGCGCCAAGGGCGACCGUACAUAUCUGCUCCGCGGUUGCCGGUUUACUUUGAUUUCAACAUCUCGCACGACACCGACUGGGUUGUCAUGGGCUUCUGUACUUCGCGUCUCGCUGUCAGUGAUCGCAAUGCGCCACGCGUGGGAACCGAUGUGAUGGCGUUGCAACUGCCCAAGUACGAACAGGACGUACGCUCGUUCGUUGAGACUAUGGAUAUUGCGCUCACCGCCAGCGAAACCCGAUGGGUGCUCGAGCCGCUCACGUGCGCCUCUGGCUGCGGCGCAGAAACGGCGCUCCACAGACUGUUCACGCUGUGGACGUACAAGGAAGCCUACACGAAAAACCUGGGCAUGGGAUUAGGCUUCGACUUUUCUCGCAUCCAAUUCGACUUUGCGUCGGCCUCGCAGCCACAGCUCAGCAUCGACGCGCAGGUGCAAACGGCGUACAAGUUUGUCGAUGUGCUUCUACCGUCAUCGGCUGCAGCCGGAGCUGCAUCACAGCUCGUCGUAUGCCAUGGACCUCACUCUAACCUCGACCAGCACAUAAUUGACAAGCAGAUCAGUGCGCACCAGGCACAGCGUUCGCGCUUGCUGCGUGUCAUGACGCUCGAGCAGUUGAUUGCACAGGUGCGAUCGCUCGUCACAUAG